This is a messenger RNA of Nerophis ophidion (straightnose pipefish), 1145 nucleotides long. RefSeq names its product paired box 4 (gene pax4). The record is from RefSeq and is a predicted model, not a curated record. Gene Ontology annotation, molecular function: DNA-binding transcription factor activity, RNA polymerase II-specific; RNA polymerase II cis-regulatory region sequence-specific DNA binding. Gene Ontology annotation, biological process: anatomical structure development; regulation of transcription by RNA polymerase II. The transcript is spliced from 10 exons. Lineage: Eukaryota; Metazoa; Chordata; Actinopteri; Syngnathiformes; Syngnathidae. Bases 56 to 1093 code for a protein of 345 amino acids.
AGUCACCUGAAGCGUUUACCUGCGAGGUGUGCCUGUUGGACUGCUGGCCGAGGACAUGUGUGGCUCGCAUUUGGAGCAGACAAAUCAAGGUGGUAGCAGUGUGAACCAGCUUGGUGGGACGUUCCUCAACGGGAGACCUCUUCCGGACUCCAAGAGGAGGAAAAUGGUGGAAUUGGCCUCCGAGGGGGUCCGGCCCAGCCAGAUCUCCAGGAUCCUGAGGGUGUCCACAGGCUGCGUCAGCAAGAUCCUGAGCCGCUACAGACUUACUGGCCUCCUGCAGCCAAAAACAAUCGGCGGGAGUAGACCACGACUACUCACCCCCGCCGUCAUCUCCGCUAUCGUUCAGCACAAAAGGGACAACCCGUCCGUUUUUGCUUGGGAGAUUAGGAAAAGUCUUCUGGCCAUGAGGAGCUGCAAGGCUUCCAAAGUUCCCAGCGUGUCUUCCAUAAACCGAAUUCUAAGACAGAUCCCAGUGGAGCCACGGGCCUGGAUGGACAGCCAUGCAGCCUGCAGGACUGAAGACAGUUUUUCCAGCACCAGCAUGGAGACAAAAGGUGUCCCUCUGAGGACGAGAACAACCUUCACCCAGCAGCAGACCAAGGUCUUGGAGAAAGCGUUCUCCCAGAGUCAGUAUGCGGACAUGUUCACCAGGGACAAGUUGUCCAACCAGACCCAGCUUGCAGAGGAGACCAUCAAGGUGUGGUUCUCAAACAGGCGGGCCAAAUGGAGACGGGAGGUCCAACAAAGUAUUCCUCAGAGCGUCUCAGCUCACCAGGACAGUAGACCUGGACCAUCCUUGUGGACUGGCAUCCCUCUCAGGUGUCCUACUGUCCACCCCGCAUGCCUCCCACUGGACCCAGAGGUUCUGGAGGUGUUGAGUGUGGACCACUUAACUCGACCCAGACUCUGGUCCACCAUGAUCCCAAAACCAGCAGGAGGACGUGUGUGUAAAGACCGGAAGAAGAGAGGACUAAGUUUAGUCUUUGAGACAACGUCCUUCCUGUCUGUGUCGUGCCUGCAAGGAAGAAGCGGGCAGUCAGCGAGCAGCGCAGUAACACACAGCGGCCAGCAGAGGUCGCCAAAUAACACAUGACUGCAUGAGGUCCUUUACGACUCAAGAAUGAUUAAAGCGGACAUUUUAAAAA